CUAGAACGAGUUAAAUGGUUUGAGAUCUCCAAGUUUACAUUUCAACAUCUCAGAUUUUAAUCCAACGGUUCUCAAUCCUUCUACUACGUAAAAACACCACCGUCCCCGUUCCGUUCCGUUCUGUUCUCUCUGUCACUUUUGUCUCUUCUAAGUUUUUAACACUUACCUUGUCGUCUCUGUUCUUCUUCUUCUCUCAUUCCUUUCGUUUAUCGUUUUCUUCUUCCAAUUUUGGAUCUCUCUUCCUUUUGAUCUGAUUCGUUACUUGCUCUAUGUUGCUUCAAUUUUGAAUUCUUUUGAUUUUUGAUUGUGUGGGGGAGAUGGGGCAAUGUUACGGGAAGGUUAAUCAGAGUAAGCAAAAUGGUGAAGAAGAAGCUAACACGACUACUUAUGUUGUUUCCGGCGACGGGAAUCAGAUUCAGCCUCUAACUCCGGUUAAUUACGGUCGAGCUAAGAACACUCCAGCUAGGUCAUCGAAUCCGAGUCCUUGGCCUAGUCCUUUCCCUCACGGAUCAGCGAGCCCUCUUCCUUCUGGUGUUUCUCCUUCUCCGGCCAGAACUUCCACUCCGAGGAGGUUUUUCCGACGGCCUUUCCCGCCGCCUUCUCCAGCCAAACACAUUAAGGCUUCUUUGAUCAAACGUCUUGGAGUGAAGCCUAAGGAAGGUCCGAUCCCUGAGGAGAGAGGAACUGAGCCGGAGCAGUCGCUUGAUAAGAGCUUUGGUUAUGGCAAGAAUUUUGGUGCUAAGUACGAAUUGGGGAAAGAAGUGGGUCGAGGGCAUUUUGGUCAUACUUGUUCUGGCCGUGGUAAGAAGGGAGAUAUUAAGGAUCAUCCUAUUGCUGUCAAGAUCAUCUCCAAGGCUAAGGUUUUAAAUUCUCAAUCUUUUGAACAUCUAGUUUUUGAUUUUGGGAUUGCUUGCAUUGGUGUUGAAUUUUAGCUUAUAUUGUGAUUUGUUUGUUGCUGAUGCUGCUACAAGAAUCUGUGGAGGGUUUUGAAAUGUGGAACGAGUAAUGCUUACAUUUUCUCGUAGUUGAGGUAGUGAAAGUAAGAUUCUUGGGUUUGGAUAAUGGCUGUGGGACAGUGAAUUGUCUUUUUCUUCCAGCUGAGUCUCUUGAGACAAACAAUGUUGUCUCUUUUGAUAGAUGACAACAGCAAUUGCAAUUGAAGAUGUUCGCAGGGAGGUGAAGUUACUGAAAUCAUUAUCUGGACACAAAUAUUUAAUCAAAUAUUAUGAUGCAUGUGAGGACGCCAAUAACGUAUACAUAGUCAUGGAGUUGUGUGAUGGUGGAGAACUUUUGGACAGAAUUUUAGCAAGGGGUGGUAAAUACCCGGAGGAUGAUGCAAAGGCGAUUGUCGUACAAAUUCUAACUGUUGUUUCAUUUUGUCAUCUCCAAGGAGUUGUGCACCGUGACUUAAAGCCAGAGAAUUUUCUAUUUACAUCAAGCCGCGAAGACUCAGACUUGAAACUUAUUGAUUUUGGUCUCUCAGACUUUAUUAGACCUGAUGAAAGACUGAAUGAUAUAGUUGGAAGUGCCUACUAUGUCGCGCCUGAAGUUUUACACAGGUCAUAUAGCCUUGAGGCUGAUAUAUGGAGUAUUGGAGUUAUUACAUAUAUACUCUUAUGUGGAAGCCGACCUUUUUGGGCACGGACAGAAUCUGGAAUCUUUCGCACUGUACUAAGAACUGAACCAAACUAUGAUGACGUACCUUGGCCUUCUUGUUCAUCAGAAGGUAAAGAUUUUGUGAAACGACUUCUCAACAAAGACUAUAGGAAGCGAAUGUCUGCAGUUCAAGCUUUGACUCAUCCGUGGUUACGGGAUGAUAGUCGUGUGAUUCCUUUAGACAUUUUGAUCUAUAAGUUGGUCAAAGCCUACUUGCACGCGACACCUCUUAGACGAGCUGCUUUAAAGGCGCUAGCAAAAGCAUUGACCGAGAACGAGCUAGUCUAUCUUAGAGCACAGUUCAUGCUGUUGGGACCAAACAAAGAUGGUAGCGUCUCUCUCGAAAACUUCAAGACGGCGCUUAUGCAAAACGCAACAGACGCAAUGAGAGAAUCAAGAGUUCCUGAAAUACUUCACACUAUGGAAUCUCUAGCGUAUAGGAAGAUGUAUUUCGAAGAGUUCUGUGCAGCAGCAAUUAGCAUCCAUCAACUAGAAGCUGUUGACGCGUGGGAAGAGAUAGCAACGGCAGGUUUCCAGCAUUUUGAAACCGAGGGAAACCGAGUGAUCACAAUCGAAGAACUAGCAAGGGAACUGAAUGUGGGUGCGUCUGCGUAUGGACACUUGAGAGAUUGGGUAAGAAGCAGUGACGGGAAGCUGAGUUACUUAGGGUUCACUAAGUUCUUGCACGGAGUUACUCUUCGUGCUGCUCACGCAAGACCUCGCUAGUCCUUCUCUAAUUUUAGGUCUUUUUCUUAAUAUUUUUUUUCUUCAUCAGAACAGAGCAAAUAGACUUCUGAGAGAGGUGAGGGGUAUUUUCGUCCGUUUGUUUUGUUCUUUAUCGUAUUAUAGAGUUUCAAUUUUAUGGUACAGAAAAGACCAAAAUGAAAAAAAGAUAUAAACAUGUGCAUAAGGUAGAUGGGUUACAGUCAUUUUUUUGCAAGUAUAAUAUAUGAACAUCUAUGGUUCAAGUAGUCAUAUUGUAUGUCAAUUGCUUUUAACUUUUACAUUGUUUCCUCUAAGCAAA
Molecule: messenger RNA, 2680 nt
Organism: Arabidopsis thaliana (thale cress)
Lineage: Eukaryota; Viridiplantae; Streptophyta; Magnoliopsida; Brassicales; Brassicaceae
Gene: CRK3
Product: CDPK-related kinase 3
Exons: 11
Coding region: 1138-2382 (414 amino acids)
Cellular component (GO): cytoplasm; membrane
Molecular function (GO): ATP binding; calcium ion binding; protein serine kinase activity
Source: RefSeq, marked reviewed